Molecule: messenger RNA, 1016 nt
Organism: Drosophila novamexicana
Lineage: Eukaryota; Metazoa; Arthropoda; Insecta; Diptera; Drosophilidae
Exons: 2
Coding region: 378-965 (195 amino acids)
Source: RefSeq, a predicted model, not a curated record
UAAACAUAAUUUGUGUAUAUUUUCGCUUAUAAUCGAAAUCGCGCAAUGGGCUUAACAAUAUUAAGCCCUGGGCAGCCACCAGAUUUUGCAGCAGUGGAAUCAAUAACGAAAAAUGAAAGUGAAUGUGACCAGCCCUGGUAACGCAAGAGUACCAUUUGAUAGGUGGCAGCCCUGGCAUUGAACCGCUAAAUUUUCAAUGGUCCGUUGAGUUAACGAUCAAUUGUGCAAUCAAUUUCAGGCGCUAAGAUAUAUCUUAAAAUGCUCGAGUCCGUGAAUAGUGCCAGAGUGUACGGCGGAUUUAGUUCGCCCAACCAUUUUUAAGUCGAAGCAGCCCUUUUCAUUGCCAAAGGAACUACCUCAGUCGUGUGUAGUUCAACAUGAGUCUGAAUGAAAACCUAACAAUGGAGGAGGAGCUCGAAUUUCAUGAGCAAACGGUGCACAACUUUGAAUACACGAAAGCGUUAUCGCACGCCCUGCCGGCGCCAUUUGCCAAGGAGCUGUUCAUGGCCAAUCUGGGGAUGAGCAAAGUAUCGAACGCAUCGGAGUCGCAGAGCAGCAGCAGCAUCCGAACGCACAGCUCGCGACAAACCAGACAGACGCUGCGGGAGGAACGCUGUAAUCCCUAUGGCAUGCUGCAGAGUCGUUUAGUACAAGUCCAAGAUAAGAUCUCGAGCGCGCUGGACAGGGAGCGGGUGUUAAUGCAGCAACCGCGCGAAGAGCCGCUGCACAAGAUGAUACUCUGGCUAAUGGAUCUGCCGCAACGGUGUGAGCUGUCUAGACUUUCCUUCUCGGCCCUGAGAUGCAACGAGUGUUACUUGUGCGAGGGCGUCGAAUAUCCUUGUGUGCGUUGCCGGCAACAGUUCCAUCAGGAAUGCCAUGCUGACCAGGGCCGCCGGCAGCCGCAUCGCCUGUGCCCGUCAUGCACACGCCAGAAUACAAUAUAUAGCUCACGAUUUCCGGGUUGAACUCGUAUGGGAACGGUUGCUCAAUUUAAUUGCCAUAUUCGUUAAAUCAAU